ACGGAUGUGGAAUGGGGAACAUCGCUAUAAUUGGAAGAAAGCCAUGGAGGAUAGAAGGAAGCGCCGGAGAUGUAUAGUUGUUCCUUUUCCAUUGCUGCUGCUUCUCAUCAUUGGACUAGCCUCGCCACUUGCCCAGGGUCGGAAUCUCCGCUUUGUUACCUUGUUAUAUCGUCAUGGUGAUCGUUCUCCCGUGAAGGCAUACCCCCGAGAUCCCUAUCAGGAAAAUGUUUGGCCACAGGGGUUUGGACAGCUGUCUCAGGAAGGGAUGCGGCAACACUGGGAGCUGGGCCAAGCCCUGCGAAGGCGCUAUGAUGGAUUCCUGAAUGCCUCGUACAAUCGACAGGAGAUCUUCAUCCGCAGCACAGAUUUUGAUCGGACCCUGAUGAGUGCUGAGGCCAAUCUGGCAGGACUGUACCCCCCAGAAGGUCAACAGGUGUUCAGUCCCAAUGUUUCUUGGCAGCCCAUCCCUGUCCAUACAGUACCUGGUUCUGUGGAGCGGCUCCUGAAGUUUCCAUUAACCCCCUGCCCCCGUUACGAACUGCUGCAAAAUGAAACUCGGCAUACACCAGAGUAUGUAAAUAAAACAGUUCAGAAUAUGGAAUUCCUGAAGAUGGUGGCGCGAGAGACAGGAAUCAAGGACAUUUCCCUUGAGUCUGUUUGGAGUGUGUAUGAUACACUAUUCUGUGAAAAAACACACCAAUUGCCGCUUCCAUCAUGGGUGACUCCGAGUGUGAUGACUCGGCUGCAACAGCUGAAAGAUUUCAGCUUUCAGUUCCUUUUUGGGAUCUACAGACGGUUGGAGAAAGCUCGUCUGCAGGGUGGGGUCCUCCUCUCUCAAAUAAGGAAAAACCUUACUCUCGCUGCAAACACCUCUGCACACCAACACCUUAAAAUGCUUGUGUACUCAUGUCAUGACACCACUCUUGGGGCCCUGCAGAUGGCUCUGGAUGUUUACAAUGGGAGGCAAGCACCUUAUGCUUCAUGUCUUAUGUUUGAGCUGUACCAAGAGGAUGAUGGCAAUUUUACAGUGGAAAUGUACUUUCGGAAUGAAAGUGGGCAUCAGCCUUAUCCACUCCAGUUACCCGGCUGUGAACAGCAUUGCCCAUUGCUGAAAUUCCUGCAACUCACAGACCCGGUUAUUGCACAGGACUGGGAACAGGAGUGUCAGACAGCAAGCACUAUGAAAGACACAGAACUUAUUGUGGGUUUGGUUGUCUGCGGAUCCAUCCUCUUCUUGCUUACUGUCCUGCUCCUGACAGUACUCUUCCGUAUGAAGGCAAAACCACCUGGCUACCGGCACGUUUCCAAUGAAGGAGAGGAACAACCUUGACAACUGUGCCAGCCCCUCCUGAGGCAGCAGGAAGGAACACUGCAGCCCCCAGGAACAAGAUGGGCUUCCUUCGGUGACUGAACAUUUCAUUCCUUUGUCUUGCUAGUUGCCUCCAAGCCCAAAGGCCCAGACUUGAUGUCAGAGCUUCUGUGACUAUCAAAACCAGUCUACCUGUCAUUUGGAUAAUGCAUUUAAGUACUGGGUGUGGAAUACCAGCGUGAUUUGAGGUUGCUGUUUGCUAAUAUGCAACUAGUUUCAUCAAGGAUACAAACUUACUUUCUGUGAAGCCAAUACGUUGCCUGCAGUCUUCAGCACUGGGCAGAAAAGGUCAUUUUGACUGAGCAUAGCUGUCAGCUGGAAUCUGCUGCUCUUCAGAAAACUUUGUUCACUCUACUAGUUGCCAUGUGCACCUCUCUUCCGAACUGUGGGAAAGGGGCCUGAAGCUAAACCAGCAAUAACUGGCUUCUCCAGCCCAGUCAGUAGCUGAGAAUCAGAAAGCUGCCACCCUUGUAAAAUGAAGUAAUUUGUUUGAGCACUUUGCUCUGAGGAAUUUGAUCCCUGUACAGGGAGACGGUUGGGCCUGAACCAAAAAGUUCCCCUCUCCCUACAGCCUACAGAAAAUAAAUAGGUUUCUCAGACACACUUUUCAUUUGCAAAGAAUGUCCUAAUCAGCUACAGAUAUUGAGUAAGACUGGAAUACAGCAUACUUCCUCUCUCUGCUGACACUGCCUUUGAGCCGGAUUAUCAUUUUUAAAAAGCAGUGGAGAUCUCGGCGAAAUGAAGCUUAUGCCGUGGGACCAAAAUACUUACUGCAGUUGAGGCCUAGCUGGAGGCUCUUCAGAGCCAUUCUCUCACAUACUUGGCAUCGUGCAAAUAUCCCGGAGCAGCACACACCAAAAAGAACUCUGGAUCUUUAAAAACAAGCUUUUAGUUAUUGUGGUUACAGAAGAACAUUCACACACAGGGCUGUGUCUAAUUAAACCAGAACUGCAGUGAUAAAUCUGUCACCCCUCAGGGUGCUUAUAGAGCUCCUCUCUGACAACCCUAACCCCCCUGACAGGUUAACUAGAGGUUUACCAUAAAGCUAAAAUCUAGUAGCAGAAUGAUUUGUCUCAGACUGCAUACUCUCAGUCCUCACUGAUACCAUUAAAAGCAAAUACCAUAGGAUAAUCCUCAGAUGUUUUAGAUCAAACAAAUUAGUGUCCCAUGCUGGUCAAUACCUAAGAUUCAGCUGCCUCAGGCUCUAUUAAUGUCAACACCACAAAGGUAAUUCUACCCCUAGGCUCUGUGAGUUUCUUUUCAUGUUCUGAAAGAAACACAAUAACAGCCUCUGAAGUCGAACACAGAGAAGCACUGCCAAGUAUAUUUUAUCCUACAUAAUGUCACAUAGGAGGAAAACCUCCACAUUUUAUACCACAUGCAACAUAAGAAUUUACUUUGCACCAAGUAUACAGAUUGGGUAGCUGCUGUGCCCAUUAAUAGCUUUAAUGAAAUAAUAAUUAUUGUAUGGCAGUGUGUAUGGUAUAGUCAGGAGAUCCUAAGAUUGUCUGGCAGCCAAAACUUCUAGCUUUUUUAGCAUUAUGCACCACUAGGUGGUGAGCUAGACUCAUUUUAAGACAAAAGACAUUUCAGAAGUGGUUG
Gekko japonicus is the source of this 2971-nucleotide messenger RNA. RefSeq names its product acid phosphatase 2, lysosomal (gene ACP2). Bases 5 to 1330 code for a protein of 441 amino acids. The transcript is spliced from 11 exons. Gene Ontology annotation, cellular component: lysosome. The record is from RefSeq and is a predicted model, not a curated record. Gene Ontology annotation, biological process: lysosome organization; dephosphorylation. NCBI's taxonomy places the organism in Eukaryota, Metazoa, Chordata, Lepidosauria, Squamata, Gekkonidae. Gene Ontology annotation, molecular function: acid phosphatase activity.